Dama dama (fallow deer) is the source of this 1713-nucleotide messenger RNA. RefSeq names its product protein FAM228A-like. The record is from RefSeq and is a predicted model, not a curated record. Lineage: Eukaryota; Metazoa; Chordata; Mammalia; Artiodactyla; Cervidae. The transcript is spliced from 12 exons. Bases 164 to 1411 code for a protein of 415 amino acids.
CGCACUUGUGCGCGGCUCAGGGACGCAGCGGUCGCCGCGUCGGAGGUGUCGUGGGGCGGUUCCUAUCGAAUCACUGGACGCAGAACGUUCUCGUCUACCAAGGCGACGGCCUCGAGCUGAUUGGGCCGCAGUUUUUCUAGGGAAUCUGUUAUUUGUGACCACAAUGAAAAGUUAUGAGAAUGAUCUGAUAACUGACAAGCUUCCCAAGCUCAAGAGCUCAAGAGAAUGGUUGGAGCCACAGCCACUUUCUUUUAUGGAGGUAUUAGCUAAGGAAGAUGUUGAUGCAGCUAUUCAAUCAAUAUUAUAUAGAGAAAAUUAUAUAAUUAAGGAAUUAGAUAAGUAUUUAAAACAUCAUGACUUCUUAAAUGCAAGAAGAAAAGAGAUAUUGUAUAAAAGAUGGGUUGACCAUGUGGCAGAUCCUCUCCAGAAGAAAAUUAUAGAAAAAGUUACUUCAUAUAAGAAGAUUAAAAAAAGAAGACAAGAUGAAUUAGAUGGUUUUUUAAAAUAUGUAAAUAAAAAGGGAAAUGCAUUUAUAGAGCAUUAUGAUCCAAAAGAGUAUGAUCCUUUUUACAUGAACAAAGAGGACCCGAAUUUUCUGAAGAGAUUGGAUGCGUAUUUUCAGCAUCUGGAUGCUUUUAAGGAAAGAAGAAAAGAGCUGUUGCAUAAAAAAUGGACUGAAAAUGUCGCAAAGCCUCUUCAGCAGAGAAUUAUGGAAAAAGUAAUUUCAUAUAAAGCGUUGGAGAAAACAAAGCAAGAGAAUUUUGAAUAUUUUUUAAAGCACACAAAUAAAAUGGAAAUUAUAUUUGGAGACUUUUAUGAUCCUGAAGUAUACAACCCUUUUUAUAUGACAAAAAAGGACCCAAAUUAUGGAAAGGUUGUGGUCCCACCAUUCUGUGAUCCUCUGUUUAGAAGACAGCAAAAGACAGAUGAAGAGCAGAGAGCUAUUUUUCAGUACACAACAGGAAAACGAUGUACCUUAAAAGAAUUUAAAGAGCUAGAGAAGGCCAGGCAGUAUGCCAGCCUGCCCCAAUUCACGUUCAGUCUCCACAGCAUGGUUUCAAAGGAGAGGCCCAAAGAGUCUGCGAAGCCUGUGGGAAGCAAAACUCAUAGCAAAUGCAGUCCUGAAAAGCUUGUCUGUGCAGAAGAGAAAUUUCCACCUUAUAAAGUGAAAAUGACUAGUGACGUAAAUCCAACUGUUUUUGAAAGGCGGUUUUAUUCCUCGAAGAUCAGCCAGGAGAGUAAAAGGCAUGAGAAGGGCCUGGCUUUAGGAACUGGACAGCACAGACCCCGCUCCUGGGCGGCAGGAGAAGGCCAGCAGAGGUGCAGGUCACAGCCUGUGGACAGAAGAGUGAUGACCGCAGAGGUCCUGGGGCAGCACCUGGCUGCCCUGCAGCUGGGAGACAGGCCCUGACACUUGGCCCUUUGCGUCAGCCUCAGUUUCUCAGAGAGACCCGAUGCUGAAUGUGGACGGAGGCGGGACUGCCCAUUGUGUUUGCUGGGGAAGAAGCUGGAAUCCACAGCUGGGAUCUACUGAGGCUGUCAGAGGGCGGUGAAGGCCCAGCCACUCUUGGCUUCCUCCCUGGGAAUGACAUGGAGGCGUGAGCUAUCUGGAGGUGGGUGAAGAGUCCCCUGAGGAUGGGAAGGGCCCAGGCCAGGAAGAAAGUAGGCCCUGAAGGGAGAGGAAACACCUCAUUAUGUACCUGAUGCUACUGC